Owenia fusiformis is the source of this 6124-nucleotide messenger RNA. Lineage: Eukaryota; Metazoa; Annelida; Polychaeta; Sabellida; Oweniidae. The record is from the annotation of a GenBank genome assembly.
UAACGAUGCGACAGAAGAAUACUCUCAGAAUCUCUCGCGGAGAAGGCUGGGCUUGAGCAUAAUUCAAAAGGGCCAAGUGCUAAUAGAAACAAUGUUUUUCACACCGUGUAAACCAUUGCUUUUCAUAUGCUUCUUUACAAUCGUAGUAGUUACUUACUCCAGUAAUAUUCCAGAUGGGAAUCAAAGUAAAAUAAAGAUCACGAACGAUUCGCUCCCUAAUAUCAUAAAUGCUAUUGAUGAAGGGGGAAUUGCAAUCGAUGACGAAACACCAACGGAAGAAAUUGAGACGUUUCAACGUGGAGAAGAAGACGAGCAAGAAGUUGGGGAACCAUUGGAAGCUGGUUUACCACCCGAUGAUGCGUCUAACCCUCACCUCGAAGAAGCUAUCAGAGCUUUAAAAUCAAGCAAAUCUGAUCUAGAUGAUUUUCUGAAGUCUCUCUCUAAUCUAGAGCUAAGAGAACUUCUAAAAACUGCAAACAUAUCAAGCGAUAAAUAUGAGGGAGAUGUCGACCUUACGAGAGAACAAAUCAUUAGACUUAUUCAAUUCCUCGAACAGCUUGAAUCUUCAAAAAGACUCAGCGUUUCUGGCAACAUCAAAGAUGAAGAUGCGUAUGAGGAACAAGUGGGUGUUGAGUAUAAAUCGCUUGAAGACAAAAUGAAAGAGAUAAAGAAGAAACAUAUGAGAGAACAAGACCCGACAAAACAUCGUGUUAAAAGGAAAAUGUUGAGGCGUUUCGAUAGUAAUGAAACAUGGACAUUCCCUAUCAAAGUAUACAUUGAUCCAAAAUUCGACGAUGACACUUUAUUUCUCAAUGCCGGGAGGACCAUCAGAAAGGCUCUAAAAGUUUGGGCGGAUAAAACAUGUGUUAGCUUCACUGAAGUGUCUUCGCCUACCACGACCUCUGGCAUAUUCUUCAAAAGUGGAACGGGAUGUACCUCAACCAUAGGGAAAGCCGCCAGUGAUGUUGCUAUGAACGAAAUAGUUUUAAAAUAUCCAAACUGUUUCAGUGAUGGUAAUAUUCAGCGUCAAAUAGGCCAUGCGUUGGGUCUCGUACCCGAAUUUGCAAGACCAGAUAGGGACUCUUACGUCGAAGUGCAAGGCGUUAACACCCGCCCGGGAAUGGAUUCGUCUUUUCUUUCGUUUAAUUGGUUUCAAUCUCUGACAGAAAAUGUGGAGUACGAUUAUGGUUCAGUUAUGCAAGAUCGAGAAUCGCAUUUUGCCAGACCGGGUACCACAACAUUGCUGGCCAAGUUUAGCGAAUAUCAAAAUACAAUGGGACAGAAGGCAGGCCUUUCUUUCUCCGAUGUGAAGAUUUUCAAUUAUCAAUAUUGUAGUGAAACGUGUCCAGGCUAUUGUAAAUUGGAAUGGUCCGAAUGCAAGCACGGUGGAUACAGAGACCCACUCAACUGCGAUGUGUGUCGAUGUCCUGAUGGAUGGAGCGGUCCAAAAUGUGAAACGCUGCAACCUGCCACAAAUGCUGUUUGUGGUGGAAUAAAGACUGUAGAUUCAACUCCAAGAACAUUGCAAAGCCCAGGAUACCCAACUCCAGGAUAUGUCCUUCUCACUUCGUGUACAUGGCUGCUUCAGGCACCACCUGGGCAACAUGUAAAUGCACGUGUCGUCGGCGAUUUUGAAACAGACUGUGCUAGCACGAAUUCACCUGUAUGUGACCAUGAUUGGCUUGAAAUUAGAUAUGCAGAUCUUGGACAUACUGGACCAAGGUACUGUUGCACUGGAAAACCGAGCAAAACGUUUGUGUCCGUCGGAAACGAAAUGAUGAUCCUCCUUAGGUCAAAUGAUGUUUUCGUUGGUAUCGGCAUGAAGACCGGAUUUCAACUUGAAUAUUUUUCUACGACAGGUGAUACCAACGUCCCAUGUAAAUAUCUGAAGCUUAAAGAUCUUGACAAUAGAGAACAAAAAUGGAGAGAGGGAAUCUUUAAAAAACUCGCUAUGCCAUGGAAUUCUAAACCUGUUUACAAGCACUUGUACGAACCAGAGUACAUGUACUAUGAGUCGGGCGACUGGGUUGUUGGUCCAGUGAUAGGAGGGACAACUGCAGGGGUUAAAAUCCAAAGCAAUGCGGCGUCACCCGACGAAGCAAUUGGAACAUGGAAGUCGUACAGAUCCGAAGAUUGGCUCACAGAACCUCGAUUGUCAUUAACGUGUUCCGAUUUAUGUGACAGGAUUUGGCUCAGCGGUAUUUCAAAACAGUCUACAUACAAUUACCUAAACGGAGCUUACACGUUGUUUGAAAUAGACACCAACGGAGCACCAGUCUACAAAAGGACGACCUCCUCUGAUGGGGUUGUAACACUAAACAUGAUAGGCGGAAAUAAAUGGCAGUUAAAGUCUGAUUCACACACGUUGGUAUCACCUUUUACUACGAUUGUAACAAAUCCAACAAAGAUACCAAAUACAUGGUCGAUUGACGAUGAGAAAAUAAAAAUUGAGUGUUACUUUGGGCCUUCACCAUGUGACUCAAUAAUGGUGUCCGGGAUCAAAGAUUACCAAGCAAAUCGUAUGGGACUUUAUUUCCCCGAAGGACCGUUAUAUAACGGACGUCCUAUGUACAAGCACGAAUCUGGGGAUCACGUUAUGUAUCACAAUAUCAUAAAUGAAACUAGAAGGUAUUGGAUUAUCGGACCGGAUAUGAAAGGAGCUGGUGGUGUGAUGAUCACAGAUACAGCCAUGGUUCCCGAAAAUAUCAAUGCUGAUACGUGGCAACUGUUUGAUGGCGACACUAUCCAAUGGAUAGACGUCAACACCGGAUCAGCAAGCUGCGCGAAUCUUGUAUUUCCAUGGUGGCGGCGGGGAAAAGACAAACGCUUCAGGAGAGCAACUACACCAUGCGAAAAGCUAUUUAUGACUGGCGGUGACUUACAAUUAAGCAGAAAAGGCGUUUAUACAUUGCAAACAGGGACUUUGAAUAGUCGUCCCGUGUACGAGCACGAAUCUGAGAACUCAUAUCUGUAUUAUGGCACAGAAGGCUGGAGCAUAGGGGCUUCAUCAGGGGCCCCUACCUAUGGUGUAAUUGCUAUAGACCCCGCUUUGCUUCCUUACGCAGUAGUUGAAACAUGGGAAGUUUUCAAUGGUGUUGAGUUCGUGGAUGACCCAGCGUGGACUGUGUCGUGUUUUCAAGCUCCCUCUGCUUGUAAUACGAUCCUUUUCGACGAUGAUCCCCGUCAACAGUUUCGACAAGGUCUAUACUUUCUGGAGGCGGAGACAUUUAACGACCGUCCUGUAUACCAACACGAAUCGGAUGUUGAGUUCCUGUUUUACAAUGCUGACCUUUAUAGAUGGUUCAUCGGGCCUGAAAUCGGGGGAGUUAGAGGUGGAGUAUACAGUAUCGACCCCUCUCUUACCCCAGAGGCGGUUAGCACAACUUGGUUUGUUGCAGUUGCUGGCGGAUCGUGGGUACCUGCUCCAAAAUUGAGCGCAAGAUGCUAUACAGUUGGAGCUGAAAACAAUUGCCCGAAGUUUUUCCUCGGUGGUUAUCCAAGUGCACAACUAAACCGCCAGGGUGUAUUCUCCCUCAGUACUAAAAAAGUAAUGAAUCGAGCAGUGUAUGACCAUGAGGGUGGAAGGGAAUAUCUUUACUAUAGCAAGCCUGCAAGGGCAUGGACUGUGGGCUCUACCCCAGGUUCUUCGUCAGUUGGAAUAAAGGGAGAUGACACGGCAUUGACGCUAGGAGCCUUGAGCAGUAAUACCAAGUGGUCCGUGGUGAUUGGGGGAAAAUGGGCAGCAGCUUCAACGCUUAAAGGAGAGUGUAUGUCAGAUUCGCAACCAUGUGCAACACUUUAUAUCGGUGGAGUAACUUGGGAGCAAACGGUUAACCCGAACAUACUCGGUGUCUACGUCUACACAGGAAGCACUUCUGGAAACAGACCAGUGUACAAAAGCGAAAAGGGGCAAAUGUACCUGUACUAUUUACCACAGUAUGGCCUCUGGGUGUUUUAUACAACAGUUGGUGUGGCACGAUGUUACAUCAAAAUCGCAGAUACGGCCCUUCAUCCAGAGGAUAUCACAGCGUCUUUGCAGGAAUGUUCCCAGACAACACUAUCAGGGAUGAAUUCUAUAGCACCAUUUUGUUUCGAUGAGCCAAACACUGAUUCGUGUGACAGCCUUCAAGUGACCGGGUUCAGUGUGCCCCAUGCCCAAUACAAUGGUCGCUAUACAAGAACUGGAACUGUCGUCAACUACAGGGCAUCGUACAAGCAAACGGGACGCAACUUGUAUCUGUACUACAAAUUUGGCCUAUGGCUUAUUGGUGAUACUUUGGAUAGUGGCGUGGCCGGUGUAAAGGGGGAAACAAUUGAAAUCUAUCCGCAAAGAGCGACGAAGUGGGAAAAAUAUUUUUCCGGUUGGAAAGUUGAAUCAACCGCUAAAGUAACUUGCUGAUUGGAAUGAAUGGAUUAUUUGGGAUGUAAGGCAGUAAGCUAUAGUAUCAACAGUGUGCAGAAUUAACUUCAAAAUAAAAUGUACUUCCCAUUCUGGACAAAUAAAAUGUAGAAAGAAAAAUUGAUGCGCACGUGGUGCAAGACAAGUUUUUAUAUGCUAUAUUUGCCCAUUGUAUUGUCCAUUUGCAUACUUAUAAGAGUCUAUAAGUAUACGUGGUGCAAUAUUAGAAGAGUAUAGCACCAGAUGUGUUAUUCUCAGAACAUAGAGAUAUUUAUUCAAGAUGCACACCCUCUGUUAACAACAGUUUUGACUGAUAAAAAGUAACUGUCGUUUUUGAUAGUCGUAUCAUUUGAUUCAAAGUAAUCACACGACGCUUACGAAUUCCAAACUACCAACUGGGGUGCCUUAUUUUACAGUAUUGUAUUCAAAAUUUGAUAAAAUCAAAUCUCACAUAUACGUCAUCGUUUUUUAGCUCAGUGUAAGAAGGCACACUUUUUCGUAUCGUAUCAAAACAAAAGUAAUGGGGAUUAGAUUACAAUUUGUAAAAUUGUACUUGACAGAGGUUAUAUGUAACAAUAUAUUAUAAGCAUCCCCCUACAGACGGAGUUACGUACGGCCGACAUUAUAUUUAUCCAGACCUUUAAGAAGAAUGGCUAGUUAUCCAAGACCAACGUAGUCACUUGAUCGACAUAAUGAUGUAUAUUAUUAGAAUGUUUCUAAACAAGGACCUUCUUAAACACGAAAUCAUAUAUUCAUUCUACAGCAUAUCGAUGUGGAAAUAUACACUUCUUAAUAUAUAUAAAUAUUUGCAAACUAUUAACUUUUUAAUGAAUUUUAAAUAUUGCAAAGAUGCAAAGGAAAAUACCAAAUUGUAUGAUGGUUAGUAUUAGAAUGGUCCAUAGGCAAUGCAAUUUGGUAUAUGAUAUAUAACAUGUACAUGUACAUGUCAAUGUAAAUUGAUUUGUUUGGAAACCAAAUGUUUGGCUAAAGCACACUAAAUCUUGAUGUUUAUUUGACCAAUAAGCUUGUGACAAGUUUGUAAAAGACAUACAGAAUAUCAAUAAUAAAUGUUUUUAAAUAUGCUUGUUUGAAUAUCUCAUAAAAUGUAAUAAAUGUAGUAAAAUUAGUAAAACAGUUGUUUGACUUCAACUCCAUCCCUGCUAAACUGUAAUUCCUUUAGAAUUCUUCUUCCAUUCCAUUUUCCUAAAAUUGUAUUCAAUGGUAGCAUUGGUCACCCUCACUCAAAAGUAACGUAAAUUCUUCUAAACUAUGGACAGAAUUGAUUUUGGAUACAGACAUCAACGAUACAGAAAAUCAAUGUAAUAGACCUGACACACCCAGACAAGCUUUUCUAAAAUUAUUGAUAUAUGCCAAAAACUUAUUGCUGGAACAAAAAUGAUAAAGGUCUCAUUGAGUAGCUCUGAUAUUUGAUUUUGAUUGUUGAUUCCAAUUUGUCAAUGCUUACAUAAUGUGUAACCAAUUUCUUGUUAUAUUUAUAAGACAUAUCGAUGAUACGCUUGUGCUGCUUUGAAUAAGCUUUAAAUAAAUUUAGUAAAUCCAUAGCUGAGAAAAUACUUGUCUAAAACCGAUCCAUUUUUGGGACACACAAUAUAUCAUUCCUAGACAUUCGCAAUAACCAUAUAUCAUUUUGGAUACGAAGUUUUGCUAGCUGUACAUCGUUUGCAUAUUGAUUAUCCCAUCCAACGAAGUUUGGAGGGAUAUAGG